Molecule: messenger RNA, 2931 nt
Organism: Lactuca saligna
Lineage: Eukaryota; Viridiplantae; Streptophyta; Magnoliopsida; Asterales; Asteraceae
Source: the annotation of a GenBank genome assembly
AUGGCUCCAUACAUGAAUCACUUCAAGUUCUUGCAAACAAUCUCCUUUCUAUAUAUGUUGGUGGUAGUUAAUGUCAUUGGAUCAUCAUUAAGCCAUGAUGAAGAAUGCUCAGCCUUGUUUCAGUUUAAGCAGAGCAUAAUUCAUCAAGAUGAUGUUGCUUGUGCUGCUUAUGGGUCUCAAGUGUUCCACUCUUGGAACAAUAGUUUUGAUUGUUGUUCAUGGGAGGGGGUGGCAUGCAGCCAUGACCAUGAUCAGUACUAUGUUCAUGUGAUCGGCAUUGACUUGAGCGAGAGGUCUCUUUGUGGGCAUAUCAACUCCAACAGCACCCUCUUCAACCUUGUUCAUCUUCAGAGACUCAAUCUUUCUGGGAACAACUUUGGUGAUUCUCAAAUCCCAUCUGAGAUUGGUCGUCUAAAGCAAUUAAGAAGCCUCGAUCUCUCUUAUUCUGGAUUUAGUGGCCAAAUCCCAACUGAAAUCUCGCAGUUGAUUCAGUUGUCUUCUUUAGAUCUGUCAAUGAGUUCACUAAGGCUUCACAAUCCUAGCCUCAAGAACCUUGUGCAAACCUUAACAGGGCUUGAACAGCUCCAUCUAUCGGGGGUUGAUAUCAGUUCUUCUGUACCUCAUUUCUUGGCCAACUUUUCUUCUUUGAGGUCAAUCAAGCUGAGAAACUGUUUCCUGCAGAAUGAAUUCCCUGGGGCCAUACUUGAGUUACCUAAGUUGCAACUUCUUGAUUUGGCAUACAAUACUCGCCUCACUGGUUCCUUUCCUGAAUUUCAUGGCAACAGCUUACUUGAAGAAGUGAUACUAUUUUCCACAGGUUUCUUUGGGUUUAUACCAGAAUCCAUAAGCCACCUCAAGCAUUUGACAGUCUUGUCCCUUAGUUAUUGCUCUUUCUCGGGACGCAUUCCACGUUCACUCUCUAACUUGACGCAACUCACUAUCUUGGGUCUUGGUGACAAUAAGUUCACAGGUUCAGUUCCUUCAUUGGGAAGUCUUUUGAAACUCGAUGUUUUGGUACUUAAUGGUAACAAAUUUGAGAAAGGACGUUUUCCCAAUUGGCUAGGAACGCUGAGUAAACUUAGUGAACUCUAUGUGUCAGAUACGAACACAAACAGUACUGAAAUCCCACUCUUUCUUUCCAACCUAACCAAACUUAAUGUGUUAGGUAUGGGGGAAAAUUCUCUUGUUGGCUGUUUACCAUCCUGGUUGUUCAACCAAACCCAACUUACAUCUUUAUCUCUUCAAAAAAAUCAAUUGCAUGGACCAAUUCCAAACACAUUUUCCAGCUUCAAAAGUCUCGAGUAUCUUGCCCUUGGUAAAAACAAUUUUAGUGGUAGGGUAGAACUGGACAUGUUCCUAGGACUCAACAAGCUCCAAACACUCUCGUUAGAUUAUAACAUGAUAUCAUUAGUAGUCACAAACAACUACACCAAUACCAGUUUACCAGAAUUGGUACAGUUAGGACUGUCAUCAUGCAACUUGAAGGAAUUUCCUUCCUUUUUGCGCUUCCAAAAUAAAUUGCAAGUUUUAAUUCUUGACGAUAACAAAAUUGAUGGGCUGGUACCGAUGUGGAUCUGGAACAACAGCCGGGAAACAUUAGAGGGGAUUUACCUUUCACACAACUCCAUCACUGGCUUUGAUCAACAUCCUCAUCUUCUCCCAUGGACAAAUUUACAAGUAUUCUUUAUCAAUAAUAAUCAGCUACGGGGACAACUACCAAUUCCACAACAAUCCAUAGUUAUUUAUUCCGUCGCACAUAAUAAUCUGAUAGGAGAAAUACCAGCAUGGAUAUGUGAACUGAAAUCUCUUCAACUGUUAGAUUUGUCUUUUAACAACAUGAGCGGAACACUUCCUUCAUGUUUGGGUAUCUUAAGCAAUUCGUUAAUUGCUUUAGAUCUGAGACAAAAUAAUUUCCAAGGCAAAAUGUUGAAUGCUUUUCUGCCUGGAAGCCAGUUGAAAGAACUUGAUUUGAGCGAAAACAGAUUCAGCGGUCAGCUGCCAAGAUCACUGAUGAAUUGUACCAACUUAGAGUUUCUCUCUCUUGAAGAUAACUCUUUGCAUGAUGUCUUUCCUUCUUGGUUGGGAACUCUUCCCAGGCUGCAAGUUCUGGUUUUGCGGUCCAACAAACUACAUGGUCCAAUUGACGGUUCCACUGCUGUUUCCUCACGGUUCCCUAUGCUGCGGAUCAUAGACCUCUCUAACAACCGUUUCAGUGGUCAGUUGCACCACAACUACUUCACUACAUGGCAUGCCAUGAGCUCUGGAAAUCUUGGCGUAUCAUCUGUUAUGGAAUCAAAUAUAACCUCCAAACAUGUGCUUACAAAUUUCACAUACUCGGUGACGUUAAUACACAAAGGUGUCAGAACAGCGUACCAACAUAUUUUAACCAUAGAUAUGUCCAUUGAUCUCUCUUGUAACCAUUUUGAAGGAGAAAUCCCAGAAUCACUCCAACAUCUUCGAGGCCUCCAAUCACUCAAUCUUUCUAACAAUCAUUUUACGGGACGUGUCCUGCCAUCUUUGUGGCACCUAAAGAAUCUUGAAGCUUUGGAUCUCUCUCGAAACAACCUAACAGGGGAAAUUCCUCAACAGUUGUGCAACUCGGUUUCCUUUCCAUCUUCAAUGUGUCAUUCAACCAUCUACAGGGGCGCAUACCACAAGGAAAACAGUUUGAUACAUUUGAUAACAACUCCUACAUCGGGAAUCCCCGAUUGUGUGGACGACCUUUAUCCAAGGAAUGUCAGGAUCAUCCAAAGGUGUCAAGACUUCCACCAACAAGCAGUGUGUCUGAAUCUCUUUUCCCAACCGAAACAAUUGAUUGGAUCAUCGUAUUCUGUGGAGUUGGAAGUGGGUUGGUUGUUGGGAUUGCUAUCGGGAACAAUCUGCAUACAACGUAUAGUCAUCAGAUCACAAAGAGUAAGGACAGAUGGGUAA